AUGAGAGUAAGGAAGGAUCGUAACGGGAUCAAGGUGGAGGGGGCCCGCGAGGAUGGUAACUACCUUCAGGCUGAAAAUGAUGCCAAAGAUCCUCCAUGUAGCUGUUGGUGCGAGCUUGCUGCUCCUCGAUGUGCCGAAUGGCUGCUUCAUUCUGGUUUCCCUGACAACGCAAGGCAGCAAGCUGACGCUAUAUAUCAAGAGGAAACUCGGGUCCCAGCUUGUUGUGUUUUUGAUAGGACUGGUACUCAUGUUAUGGCUCAAAGUGUGCUCCCGAAGGCUGAUCAUGAAAGGGUGGUGGCAGUUGUCGGAUUGGGAGGUCAUAAUGGUCUUUGGCCUCAAAUGGGCUAUCAGCAUUGGCAAUGUCGACCUGCAUGUCAUCAUCAUCACCUGCUUCAUCAUCAAUACUUAACUCUUCAGGUAAGAACCAAGUUUCAGGGUCCCUGGUGGUAA
This is a messenger RNA of Lactuca virosa, 450 nucleotides long. The record is from the annotation of a GenBank genome assembly. NCBI's taxonomy places the organism in Eukaryota, Viridiplantae, Streptophyta, Magnoliopsida, Asterales, Asteraceae.